ACAACCUGUACGCUUCGUAUCCACCUGUCCUUUUAAUUUACCCGUUUAUUCAAAUAAUAAAAAUAAACUUGUGAACAAUAAUUAAAAAUAUAGUUAUUAAUGUAAAAGUAAGUAAAAUAUAUUAUUUGGAGUAGUUAUUGUAUCAUCAGCUGCAAGGUAAGUUUGUUCAUCUAUUUAAACUUUUUUUUCGUUAAAUUUGUGUAUGAAAUUAAAUAAUUUGAGAUUAUAAAAUGUGCUUAUUUUAGAUAUAUUACGGUGUUUCCAUAGUAACGUUCUUCGAUGACAACAAUGAAAUAGUAGGAUUGAAUUGAUAAUAGUUCUAGUUAAACUUACUAAAAUGGAAAUAAUAUAGUUACCAAGUUAUUCAAAAUGAGAUAUAUACCCAAGUGGGUAGACAAAAUACAGGAUACUGAAAAGACUGCUCAGAGCCCAUCAAAAUCGGCAUUCUCAUUCCGUUUAGGUAGCAGUAAACCACAUCCAAGUACUAGACAACUGAGUAUUUAUGAUUUGUGUUUUAAACCAGAUGGAACGCAAUUAAUUGUGGCAGGUGGGCAUCACGUUUUAGUAUAUGACACUAAUGAUGGUACAUUAAUUCAACUCCUCAAAGGUCAUAAAGAUAAAGUUCAUGCUGUGUGUUAUGCCAAAAAUGGGGAGAAGUUUGCUAGUGGCAGUGCUGACAAAACGGUUAUUAUAUGGUCGAAUAAACUGGAAGGAUUAUUAAAAUAUAGCCAUGGAGAUUCUGUACAAUGUCUUGCGUUUAAUCCUUUAUCUCAUACUUUGGCGUCAUGUGCCUUAUCAGAUUUUGCAUUUUGGAGCACAGAACAAAAAUCCGUUCAAAAACACAAAAUAAAUGCCAGAAUUAAUUCCUGUUCAUGGACAAAUGAUGGUCAAUAUUUAGCUUUAGGAUGUAAUAAUGGAAUUAUAUCGAUACGGAACAAACAAGGUGAAGAAAAACAUAAAAUAGAAAGACCAAAUAAUCCUGCUAUUUGGGCUUUAAGUUGGUGUCCCAAUAGAGAUGAUCCUAAUGAUACUCUAUGUGUCACUGAUUGGAAAAAGAAUUUAUCAUUUUAUACUUUAGGUGGGAAACUUAUUGGAAAAGAAAGACAAAUUGGUUAUGAAGCAUUACGAGUAAGAUAUUUUGCACAAGGUGAAUAUAUAUUGAUCGGCGGAUUAAAUAUGGCUUGUACAAUGUAUACCAAAGAGGGAAUUAAAUUAGGUUGUAUAGGUGAUACACAGACUUCAUGGGUAUGGAGUUGCGAAGCUCAUCCGAGUGGAAAUUUUGUGGCUGUCGGUUGUGAAGAUGGAACUGUGUCUUAUUACCAAUUGGUCUUCAAUAUGGUACAUGGAUUAUAUAGAGAGAGAUACGCUUUUAGAGAAAACAUGACUGAUAUUAUAAUUCAACAUUUGAUCACUGAACAAAAAGUUAGGAUUAAAUGUAGAGAUCUAAUCAAAAAAAUUGCUAUAUAUACGGACCGUUUGGCGGUACAGUUACCGGAAAGGGUCGUCAUCUACGAGUUAUACUCAAAAGAUAGUAACGAUAUGCAUUAUAGAGCUAAAGAAAAAAUAACACAGAGAUUAGAAUGCAGCCUAUUAGUAGUUUGCUCGGAACAUCUUGUUAUAUGCCAAGAAAAAACACUUCUUAGCAUGUUUUUUAAUGGGGAAAAAGAAAAAACUUGGGCGUUUAAAAGUCCUAUCAGAUAUAUUAAAAACAUUGGUGGACCUCCUGGCAAGGAAGGUUUAUUAUUAGGUUUGAAAAACGGACAAGUUUGGGAAGUGCAUCUGGACAAUAUUCAUCCAUUGUUAAAAGUUACAGUUAAAGAAGGUAUUAGAUGUAUUGAUUUGAGUCAGCUGAAGCAAAAAUUAGCUGUUGUUGAUGAUUCCGGCUUAUGUCAAAUAUUUAAUGCUGUAACAGGAGAAUUGUUAUUUCAAGAAGCUAACGCUAACAGUGUGGCCUUCAAUAAUUUAUUCGAAGAUAUGCUGGUUUAUAGUGGAGAUAAUACUCUUUCAUUAAAGGUUGUGGAUUUUCCUGUACAUACUCAAACAAUGAGUGGAUUUGUAGUAGGUUUAACAGGAUCCAAAGUUUUUUGUCUCAACGGUUUUAGUAUGAAUACACUAGAACUACCCCUCAGUACCCCGAUGUAUGAGUACAUUGAUAAAAGAAUGUAUGAAGAAGCUUACAAAGUUGCGUGUUUAGGAGUUACACAAGGUGAUUGGGAAGAACUGGCUCACGCUGCUCUUGAACAUUUAGAAUUUAAAAUAGCUCGACUAGCUUUUGUCAAAUUACAGGAUUUUACUUAUCUAGAAUUGAUCGAUGAUUUACAGGAGCUUCAUCAAAAAGGAAAUUAUCCAAAAGAAGUAAUGUUGGGUGAUAUCUUAGCACACAAGGGUAAAUUAAAGGAAGCAGCAAAGAUAUAUCAAAGAGCUGGGCAUGAAUUUAAAGCAAUGACAAUGUAUACUGAUUUAAGGAUGUUUGAUGAAGCCCAAGAAUAUUUAGGUACAAAUGACAAUUCAGAUUUGAUAAGAAGAAAAGCGGAUUGGGCGAGAAACAUUAAUGAGCAUAAGGCAGCAGCUGAUAUGUACCUUUCUGUUGGAGACACAGCGUCUGCAGUACAAAUUUAUGCUGACAAUGGAUGGGGUGAACAGUUGAUAGAUUUAGCACGAAAACUAGAGAAAUCCGAAAGAAGUAUUCUCAUGACUAUAGCCAAACAUCUGAAACGAUUAAAAUAUUCGUCUGCAGCUGCCGAAAUCUAUCGAAGACUUGGAGAUUCAGAAGCCGUACUCCGUUUACAUGUUGAAGCUAAAGAAUGGAAAGAGGCAUUCUCCCUUAUAAGGGACCAACCGCAAUAUAAUGUUUUAGUUUAUUUACCAUACGCCCAUUGGUUAGCCGAAAACGAUAAAUUUGUUGAAGCACAAAAGGCCUUUCAUAAAGCAGGAAAAUCUCAAGAGGCAUUCAAAGUAUUUAUCCAGCUAACAGAUAACGCUGUUUCUGAAUGCAGAUUUCAAGAUGCAAGUUAUUACUAUUGGAUUAUGUCGAGGCAAUACUUGGAUAUGUCAAGAGAAAAUAAAGAAAAAACGGAACAAUAUUUAAAUUAUUUUAGAAUUAACGAAAAACUAGCAGAAAUCUAUUACGCUUACAACACGAUACAUAAAUAUUUAGAAGAACCGUUUACUUCAUAUAUGCCUGAAGCGCUUUUUAAUAUAUCAAGAUUUUUAUUGACAGAAGCAACUGGACAAAAACAAAGAAUUAAAGGAGUAUCUACAUUUGCUAUAUACUAUACAUUAGCUAAACAGGCAAAAAAACUAGGUGCUAAUAAGUUAGCCAAACAACUUUUCGACAAAAUUACACACCUGAGAGUACCUCUCAAAUUUCAAGAACAAGUCGAAAUAGCGACAAUAUCGAUUAGAGCGAAGCCUUAUAGCGAUCCGGAAGAACUACUACCCAUGUGUUAUCGUUGUUCUACUUACAAUCCUCUAUCAACAACAACUAACAGUUGUAUAAAUUGCGGGGAAAAAUUUCUUUAUUCAUUUGUAAGUUUUGAGUUGUUACCUUUAGUUGAAUUUCAUUUAGAAGAAAAUAUAAGUGAUCAAGAGGCAUUGAGACUCAUAGAAACUCCAGUUGAAGUUAAAAAGGAAGAAAAUUGGAAAGAAAAUAUAUCGGAAACCCAGCAAACUCUACAAUUAGAAGUUCCACCUGAGGAGGAACCUGAUCCAUUCACGACUAAAGUUACAAAAUCUGAUGAAUUUAAACCAAUAACGGUUGGAAGAAAAACGUUAUUAUCUUUGGAUAGUUCAAGUAUUUUAAUCUGUAUGUGGCCUCCUCCACUACGUCACACGUAUUUUAGAAACUUAUUACCUGAACUACACAUAACGAUGUGCAAUUUUUGUUUCAAAUGUUUUCAUAUCGAUGACUUCGAACUACAGAUGUUGCAAAACAAUCAUUGCCCAUUCUGUAGAAAUUCAAAUACCAGCUCCCCAACCCCCGACAACAAUGAGGACAUUAUUGUUUAAUAUUUAAUUUGUUAUUUAUAUUUUUUAGCCAAAAUAACAUUUAGGUAUAUAUAUUUUGUUAAGCGGAAAGUUGAAGAGUAAAAAUGUUAUCUGUAUUCUUGCUUAAUAUAUUUUUUGUUUGUUUUUAUCUCA
Molecule: messenger RNA, 4140 nt
Organism: Diorhabda sublineata
Lineage: Eukaryota; Metazoa; Arthropoda; Insecta; Coleoptera; Chrysomelidae
Gene: Oseg1
Product: intraflagellar transport protein 122 homolog
Exons: 13
Coding region: 370-4008 (1212 amino acids)
Biological process (GO): non-motile cilium assembly; intraciliary retrograde transport; protein localization to cilium
Cellular component (GO): intraciliary transport particle A; non-motile cilium
Molecular function (GO): protein binding
Source: RefSeq, a predicted model, not a curated record